ACUUGUUUGAAUAACACAUCACAGUUUUCUUUCAAAUAAAACAAACCACCCGUGUUACAUGAUUUCUAAUUAUACUGACAUAGAAAAGAAGGUCUGGUUGGCGUCAAUAAACUAUUUUGCUUCCUUAGACACGCUGCCAACCCCAUUAGGACCAGAGCAGCGUCAUUUUGCACGUCUGACGUCUGUGAAUGCGAUGCGCGUGGAUGUGGAGUAACUGUCCACGGUGCUGAAAGCGCCGCGCAACGCCGCAGCGACAGUGACACGGAAUGCGCUUUCACGACUCCUGCAGCAUGUAUGCGAGAAUCCUCUGAUCUUUUACGUAUACUUUAAAUCCGUAGCAGAGCCAAAACAGUGUCGGAAUGCUGCCCAACGACACCUUCAAGAACCUGGAGGACGGUUUAUAUCCGUUAAACUCCUCCAACGAUACGCAUAACGGGGACUCUCACGGCAGCAGCGCGAUCUUCAUCUCCUUCAUCUAUUCCGUGGUGUGUUUGGUAGGACUAUGUGGCAACUCGAUGGUGAUUUAUGUCAUCUUCAGAUACGCCAAGAUGAAAACCGCGACCAAUAUCUACAUUUUGAACUUGGCGAUCGCGGACGAGUUACUCAUGUUGAGCGUGCCCUUUUUGGUGACCUCUUCGCUACUUCACCACUGGCCCUUCGGGUCUCUCCUGUGUCGUUUGGUUUUAAGCGUCGACGCGAUCAAUAUGUUCACCAGCAUCUAUUGUCUCACCGUGUUGAGCAUUGACCGCUACAUCUCCGUGGUGCAUCCCAUCAAAGCCGCUCGGUACCGGAGACCCACCAUCGCCAAAAUGGUCAAUUUGGGGGUUUGGAUGUUCUCCAUCCUGGUCAUCUUACCCAUCGUCGUCUUCUCCACCACUGCGCCAAAUUCCGACGGAUCCGUGGCGUGCAACAUGCAGAUGCCAGAGCCCGAGAGGCAGUGGAUGGCUGUGUUCGUGAUUUAUGCCUUUCUGAUGGGCUUUCUGUUUCCCGUCAUCGCCAUAUGCAUGUGUUACAUCCUCAUCAUAGUGAAGAUGAGGGUCGUGGCGUUAAAAGCGGGCUGGCAGCAGCGCAAGAAGUCCGAGAGGAAGAUCACACUCAUGGUCAUGAUGGUCGUAACUGUUUUUGUCAUAUGCUGGAUGCCGUUUCACAUCGUGCAGCUCGUCAGUGUGUUUGUUCAGCGGCACAAUGCCACCCUCAGUCAGCUGGCUGUGAUUUUAGGGUAUGCGAACAGCUGCGCUAACCCCAUUCUGUACGGCUUUCUCUCGGACAACUUCAGGCGCUCCUUCCAGAGGAUCUUAUGUCUCAGGUGGUGGGAAAACGCCACGGAGGAACCCAUAGAUUACUAUGCCACGGCUCUAAAGAGUCGAGGAUACAGUGUGGACGAAUUUCAGCCGGAUAAUCUGGAAUCGGGCAGCACUUACAGGAACGGCACCUGUACAUCCAGAACCACAACACUGUAGGACUCAGCAGAGCCGUUUACAGAACCUUGUUUUGUCAUCUGUUGUCAUUGAAGUAUGUGCCGUUUAAUUGUUUUUUUAACCCGUUCAAAUGAUUUGGUAACACUUUAAAAUAGCUGUCAUUUUAUGCGUUAACAAACAUUAUGUAAAGCUUCGUUGAUGUGCAUUCACGAAAGUAUUUAUUUUUAUAUUUUCAUAUUUUAAUGCGUAAUGAGCUCAAUGUUUGUUAAUGACUUACUGAUAAAGUUCAUUAUAAAGUGUUACUGGUGUAUUUGACUUUGUUGUUGAAAGAUAUGAAAACAAACUGUCCAGAUUAAAAAAUAUCCCAAAAAUCUGCUUCUUGUUUUGAGUUGAAUUCAAACAAACUGGUCGUGACUUUGAGGAAACUAGAUUUGUAUUUCCUGGACGAUGGUUGCAGUGCAAGGAAAGAAUAUCGUAAAGUUUUGGGUAAGCAGGCAGAGGGAGGAGAAAACUCAUUGACAAUCCAAUAUGCAAAUAAAUGCGAGUAAGCAGACCAAUCGUAAUUGCCUCUGCAGAUAUUACAAUGACCUCGUCGGUAGGCUAUAUGUGAAAAUGGGAGGGGCAAGUAUUCUGUAAGUCAAAGUUUUUUUCCAUUUUUUAAAAUUACAUUAAAACACCGACAGACAGCUGUAAACUU
Molecule: messenger RNA, 2115 nt
Organism: Triplophysa rosa
Lineage: Eukaryota; Metazoa; Chordata; Actinopteri; Cypriniformes; Nemacheilidae
Gene: sstr1a
Product: somatostatin receptor 1a
Exons: 1
Coding region: 360-1460 (366 amino acids)
Biological process (GO): cellular response to estradiol stimulus; neuropeptide signaling pathway
Cellular component (GO): neuron projection; membrane
Molecular function (GO): neuropeptide binding; somatostatin receptor activity
Source: RefSeq, a predicted model, not a curated record